AUGGAAACUCCGUCGCAAAUUCCUGCUGCCGCCGCCUUAUCCGCGCCUCCUGUUGACGGAGUCGCAGCGGGAGGAGUCGGAGAAGCAGGAGGGGAAGGAGCGGCACGGGGCGCGAGCGCGCGCGUUACUAUCCACACGACCGUCAAUCCCGCUUCGUCGUUGGAUCCUGGGGUUGACGACGACCCGCUGCUUGCUCAUUCGUUAAUGUGUACCCUUGCCUUUACUCCCCUUGCCUUCACUCCUCCCUCUGCUUCCCCCAACCGCAAUGUUCACUUGAGGAGGCUCAUUCGUUCAUGUGUACCCUUGCCUUUACUCCUCCCCCUGCUUCCCCCAACCCAUUCUCCUGCCCCCCCCUUCCCACGCCUUCCUCGCUUUCCCCCCAAGGACGAGGCGGAGCGGGGCGCGCUGGGGCAGCUGGCGGCGCUGCUGGGCGAGGGGGGGGACGCGGGGACGGUGCGCCACAUGCUGCUGCGGGGCAACGGGGCCUUCUGCCAGGGCAACUACGAGGAGGUGCGCGCUCUGGGCGGGCGGGGGGAGGGAGGGGGGAUGGGGAAGUGGGCGGGAUGGGGGGAGUGGGGGGGAUGGGGGAAGUGGGGGGGAUGGGGGAGUGGGGGGGAUGGGGGAAGUGGGGGGGAUGGGGGAAGUGGGGGGGAUGGGGGAAGUGGGGAGGAGAAGGCUUUUCAAAAUGGAUUCUUGAGUCGACUCAAAUAUUACCUGCGGGGCAACGGGGAAUUCCGCCGGGGCAACUACGAGGAGAUGCGCGCUCUCUGGGCCAUAGAAGCUUAUUCCCGCGCGCUGCAGCGAUUCAGCCAGCUCGCCUCGUCACAGGCACACUCAGCUACUGUUACACCCGCUAUUGUCACACCCACUGCUGCCACACCCGCCAUUGUCACACCCACUAGUGUCACACCCUCUGCUGUCAUUCCAAACCCGAGCAGCACCAGCGGCAGCGGCAGCGGCGGCAGCAGCCCGUUUGUGAGCGCUAGCAGCAGCCCAGAAGAGGGGUUCCGACUCCCACCCACCCCCCUCUCUGCCCUGCAACCUUCCUCCACCCCCCCCACCACCACCGCCACCCCCACGGCCUCUGUGCCCUCCCGUCUGCCCCUGGACGCUACCUCCGUGCUGCUCAGUAACCGAUCCGCUGCUCUCUGCUGUCUGAGCAAGCGCCUGCGCAGCAUCCCAGCAGCACAGUCGGAGCGCAGGGCUCUCUACGGCCUCGACCCUCUCUCCCUCGCGCAGCUGGCUCUCAAGGAUGCGGAGAAGCUAGUCAAGCAGAGCGAGGAGUGGCCAAAGGCGCACCUCAGGAAAGCAGCAGUGUGUGUUCUCUUGGAGCGAUACAGCGACGCUCGGGAGGCCUUUCUCAGCGGCCUACACAUCGACCCCACCAACCCGUUGCUGCAAGCGGGGCUGCAGGAAAUAACAGCAGAGGAGAAUAUUCAGAUCAGACACUCGCCAUCUGACUGUCACACGACCCACUGCCUUUCCCUGUAUGCCCUGGAGAGGACAGAGGAGUUUGACUGCAGUCUGUGCCUGAAGCUGCUGUUUCACCCGGUCACCACCCCCUGUGGGCACACUUUCUGUCGCUCCUGUCUCGUGCGUGUGCUGGAUCAUGGUAAUAAGUGCCCCGUGUGCCGCACUGUUCUCUUCGUCAGCCCUAUGCAACACCCUGUCAGUGUGACUCUUCAGGCCAUUCUAGAGCGGCUGUUCCCAGAGGAGUAUGAGGAGAGGCGGCAGGAGGUGGAGGGGGAGAAGGUGGUGGGGCGAGAGAUCCUGCCUCUGUUCGUCAUGGAUUCUGUUCUUCCCGGGCAGAAGAUGGCUCUUAACAUCUUCGAGCCCAGAUACCGCCUCAUGAUCCGCAGGAUCAUGGAAGGGGAUCACCGCAUGGGCAUGGUGGGUGUGGAUCGGCGCACUGGAACUAUGCAGGACGUGGCCUGUGAAGUCAAGAUCUCAGAAUGUGACCCCUUACCCGAUGGCCGUUUCUACAUAGAGGUGGAGGGAGUGCGUCGCUUCAGCAUCACCAGCAGCUGGGAGCAAGACGGGUAUCGAGUGGCUCAAGUGGAGUGGGUGCAAGACGUCAUUCCAGAGCCAGGCUCAGAAGCAGCCAACAAGCUAUCAUCGCUAGCAGAGGAGGUGGCAGGGGUGGCAAGAGAGUGGGUGGCUCGAGUUCUCUCCACUGCUCGUGCAAAUCGUCGCAGCAGGUUGAUUGAGCAUGUGAGGAGUGCCGGAGACAUCCCUCCUGCCAGCCAACCCGAACGCCUCAGCUUCUGGCUAGCAAACCUGCUUCCCAUCGGCCCGGAGGAGAAGGUGUCGUUCCUGCGAAUGACCGACCCGGGCCAGCGUCUCACUCAGGAGCUUGCUCUGCUGCGCGCCCAUCCCCUCUCAUCGUGCCACCUGCAGUGA
Closterium sp. Naga37s-1 is the source of this 2400-nucleotide messenger RNA. The record is from the annotation of a GenBank genome assembly. NCBI's taxonomy places the organism in Eukaryota, Viridiplantae, Streptophyta, Zygnematophyceae, Desmidiales, Closteriaceae.